Molecule: messenger RNA, 331 nt
Organism: Staurois parvus
Lineage: Eukaryota; Metazoa; Chordata; Amphibia; Anura; Ranidae
Source: the annotation of a GenBank genome assembly
AGACAGCAGCAAUGGGAGGCCGUACAGGGACCCAUGACAGAUUACGGGCCUGGGCAGCAGCAUGAGGAGGCGGUACAGGGGCCCAUGACAGAUUACGGGCCUGGGCAGCAGCAGCAAUGGGAGGCCCGUAAUCUGCCAGCACCCUAUGACAAAAAUGGAACCCACCAGCAGUGUGAGGAGACCUGAAAGUGGCACAUGGCAGAGUGUGGCGAUGGAGACAGCAGCAAUGGGAGGCCGUACAGGGACCCAUGACAGACUCUGGACCUGGCAGCAGCAUGAGGAGGCGGUACAGGGGCCCAUGGCAGACACUCUGGACCUGGCAGCAGCAUGA